AUGACCGAGGUUCGCGCCUUUCGAGCCGACCUCACCAGUGAUGACUGGAACUUUCAUGGUUACGACUUCAAGGAGCUUGAAGCCAUAUACGCAAGCGUGCUUCGCCGGCGCGCAAAGCGGGGUGUGAAAAGCAUCAGGAACCCGCGUGGGUACUACCUACUUGCGAGUCGCUACGCUCGGAAAGACCCACUGCCAUUACACGUGAUUGAACCAAAACCCAAGGUCAUGGCAUCUCCAAGCAAAAAGAUCUCGUCGUUCGCCGAGGCCUACGUCGAUCCCAACAUCCUAGAGUACAUCCGUUGCGAGUGGUGGCCUCUUGCCCACUUCAACCCGAUUCUCUUCAAGCGCAAUCAUAAUAUUCCCAUUACGAAGGACGACUACAUUCGCUUCAGUGCCAAGCUCUUUCGAGGUCUGCUUCCCGACAUCGGUUUUCCCGAAGUGCUGCACCUCGUCGAGAACGAUUGGGCCAUCGACUUGCUCGUGGGUGCUUCGGCAACGACUCCAAUGCCAACCCUCAUGGACAUUCAUCUAUUUACUAUUUCGCUUUUGGAUUUGGCUACCGCGUGCACGGCUGGCGCGCUCGACACUAUAUUUCUCUUUCUCCAAGAAGCAAAAAUCAAGUUUCGCCUCGCGCACGAAUUUGCCGAAAUCCCAAAACUGCACUACUCAGAGCUUUCGGCCCCGGACGAGACAAGAGCACUCGACCCAAACGUCGUUCUCGUCGACCACGGCAAGACCUACACCCACUCGGUUGCACCCAAUGCGCUGGGCAGUGCUCCAUCCCACCACAUUGCACUCUUUCCGACAAAAGUGCCCCUCAUUGUGCUUUGCCUCGCGCUCGACAUGGCAUCACGCUUGGACCUUGUUGUGCGCGCUGUCGACUCGAGAGCGGCUUCGCAGGAUGCAGUGUGGCAAGUUGAGAACGUGCCCGCGGCGCUCGUCUUGUACAAGCCCAGUGAAGCCGACAUCACAUCGCUUCAGUUUGAGACACUGCGUGUGCGCGUGCUGCCGACAACCUCUAGCUCGGCCGAGACGACGUACCAUGUCACGUGCGUGCUGCUAGAGCCGGCAGCGCUCGAGUUUAAAACCGACUUUUAUGGGUCCGUCGCAGCCAAGCGUGUUCGCGUCUUCGCCUUUACCCACGAGCAGCCAAACCCGGCACAGGUGUCGCUUUCGGUUGAGCCAACAUCGGCAAAACCAAGUGCCGUCUUUGGGUGCAUGUACCUCGUCAAGCACGACGUGACGGGUGCUGCGUCGUACCGAUAUCAGAGCCACGCCAUAUUGCAUGGCAACGAACGCACGUAUGCCCUCUCUUCGGCGCCAAUGACGGGAUUGUUUUACGCGGUCCUCUUUAGUACGAUCGAGCUUCGGUUUUUGCUGUCGUAUGGCGGCACAGCGCCCCGACCAUCCAUGUCGGUCACCGUCGUCCAGCGCCCGGCAUCGGCUGCAGCUACAACCGAAGCGUCGAUCGUCGCGAGUGAAACAGUCGCGGGACAACGGAUGCGCGACGUAAGUAUGGCGACCGGCCCGCUGCCCGACAUCUUUGAAGGGACCCAAAUCGACGUUCGCGCGCGCCCAUCGUCCUCUCUACGGUCCAAAAUAUAUUCGAGCCGGCUACACAGUAGCCAAGAAGCGCAAGCCAAGCUCGCCGACGCUCGUCGCGAUCACGUUCAAGAGACAACGACACGCGCCCAUACAGCGCCCCAACGGCCCCGUACGGCCAGCGACCGACCAAAGCAGCGAGAAGCGAACCGCGAUGUAAACCACGAAGCCGUGGCUCUGCGCUCGUACUUUGCGCACAUGGCAACGACGCAGCCGACGCUUGCAGAGCUGCGUGCGCGUACGACCGAGAAGGAAGCACGAUUGCACACACUCCAGAAUCUCAAGGGACAGUUCGACGUUGUGUACAGCGACGACGAGCUGUUCAAGCAGCUAGCGCGGGCCCCUGACGCCGAGUUGGAGCUCGAACAUGGUGUGUUUGGCGCCGAAGAGUAUCAAUCUACAGCCAUGUACCUUGGAGACCUUGUGGAUGGUUUACACGUCAAGGUGGCGCUUCAAGAGAAGCACAAUGCGACUCUGCAGCGCUACGUCGCUAGCCCUACAAAAGCGUUCGAGAGUCCUGACGAAGUCAGCGACAUGCAGCGUAGCCUCGUUCAAGACAAGCUGCUUCGCUUCCCGCCACGCGUCUGUAGCCCGCGACACCGGAAGCACGCCGCGCCAAUGGUGCUACCCAAGCAACUUCUCGCAACGGAUCUGCCGUGGCAACCCAUCUGGCAAGUGCACAUUGAAACGCGGGAUGCUGUCGGAAAGAGAAAGCCAAGUCCGCCCAAAAGUCCGAUGAAGCCUCCGCGCAACGAUGCUGAUAUCGAAACGCUUUGCACUCGAAUGGAGAGACCAAUGGUUGACGACUUUUCCAUGCUGACGUCGAUCCUUGCACAAAAAAGCGAACCAGAACCAGUAGUAGAAGCACCGCUGCCCGAGACGGUCGCCGAGCCCGAGCCCAGCGCUCUUCGGUACCCCGAGCUGGUAAUUCCCGAGUGGAAGGACCCUCCAUCUGCGAAUGCGCAUCCAACGCGCCUAACCAAGCAAACCAAGACCCGGCAAAGAAGCCGCCACAAGUCGCUUAUUCGAAAGCUUCCAUGGUCGCGGCUGUAUGCGACCGAGUCGUCAGCAGUGAUGCGCUCGCCAUGGGACGCUGGGCCAGAAUCAUGA
Molecule: messenger RNA, 2712 nt
Organism: Saprolegnia diclina VS20
Lineage: Eukaryota; Oomycota; Saprolegniomycetes; Saprolegniales; Saprolegniaceae
Exons: 16
Coding region: 1-2712 (903 amino acids)
Source: RefSeq, a predicted model, not a curated record